AUGGCAUCAUUUUUUAAUUAUAAAGAAAUCGUUCAAGUUCUGAUAUCACAUGGCGCAAACAUCAAUAUAGCUGAUGUUUAUGGAAAUAAUGUUAUAAAUUAUGCGCUAUUGUAUAACAACAAAGAAGUCAUGGAUGGAACUUCAUAUUUUUUCAAAGAUUUGAUUGCAAAAGGAUAUAAUUUAGUCAAUUCUCUUGCAUCAGAAAACAAUAACAAUGAUUUGAUUGAACUUUUAAUUACAAAUGGCGCAAAUGUUAAUGUACAAAAUAUUCAUGGAAAUACAACUCUGCAUAUAGCAGUUACACUUUCUAAUAUUGAAAGUACCGAAUUACUAAUUUCUCAUGGGGCCUCAAUAAAUUCUAUUAAUAUACAUGAACAGACUCCUCUUGAUAUUGCAAUGAUGCGUGUUAUGAAAGAAUAUAAGGAUUUUCUCAAACUCCACGAAAAUGAAAUAAAAUUUAGUAGAGGAUAUAGCGAUGGUUAUGUUGAUACUUCUAUGGAGGAAAACGAUUUGGUUAAUCUCUUAAAAUUGCAUGGUGGAAAAAUUAAUUCUCAGGGUGAAUUCAACUUUGAUACAAUAUCUAUUAUGAACGAAUUUUUCUGGACGAAAGUUUCAAUUAAUGCCAUUCAUUAUUUAUGGUAUGCUUUAGCGGGCAUAAUAAUUGGUGCCAUUUUAUUGGGAAUAUUAUAUCGAAAACUAACUAAUCCUUGUAGUUCGAUUUUUGUCAAAACAUUAUUUUGGAUAUUUUGUGGAAUUAUUUUUUAUGUUUUCGUUCAAUUUUGCAUGUAUUGCUGGAAUGUCAGAGCUUUCAUAUUGAGAAUGUUGAGGUCCUAUUUUUGUAUAUAA
Molecule: messenger RNA, 846 nt
Organism: Trichomonas vaginalis G3
Lineage: Eukaryota; Parabasalia; Trichomonadida; Trichomonadidae
Product: proteasome regulatory particle assembly
Exons: 1
Coding region: 1-846 (281 amino acids)
Cellular component (GO): nucleus; cytoplasm
Molecular function (GO): protein binding
Source: RefSeq, a predicted model, not a curated record